UCCUAUCAUCGAUCCGUCAAGGUGACGCAUAAAACAAGGCUGUUCCACGCGUGUCACGCGAGGCUGAAAUUGCAGGACCAAUUUCUUCGGCACUGCUCACCGGCUCGUGCCGCCAUGGUGCUACGUGUUGCUUCGCGCCGGUAAUUUCCCCGUCGCGACUUUCCUUCGCGACUGGCCGAACGAGCGGCGAACGCGUGGCUGCUCCUCGCCGUUAUUCCGGCCGCGCUAUCAAAGUUUCUAUCUAUCGGCGGCGCCGCGAGGCAACCACUUGCCGGCCUUUCGCGAUCCGUUUCGGCAGUGCCUCCUUCGAUGACUGGCGAAAUCCGCCGCGGUCCCUCCGCGCGUCUCGCUUUCGAUGAUCGAGAGGACGUUCGCGGCAAAGGUUACGGUCUUUCGAGUGUCGCGUGUCGGUGAACCGCGACGGUGAACUAUUAUGUGAGUUUAGCCGGAUACGUGUCCUGCGCGGCUUUGAGGUCGACGUGAUCGAGAGCUCGGCUAGGCCGCUGCGAGGAGGGGCCUUUCUGCUACACGAAGUUUCGACUAAAGCUUCAAACCAAGUUUGAAACUAAAGUUUCAAACAAGAAGUUUUUAAGACACGCCGAGCCUGCUCUUCCGGCAAUCGCGCCGAAUUUAACAGCCGAAGCACCUCGACGCUGGGGGCGAGGCGAGCGCAGAAGAAGGGUGUUCUCGUGGCGGAACGUGUUGUCUUCGGAUGACACCGAGGAGGCCGAGGAGCGGGUCUCGCGAAUAGAGUGAGCCGGAGGACGCCCCACCUGCGGGAAGCGAGGCUGUCGCGUGGUACUCGCGCGGUAUGCUCGAUUCUCGAUUCUCGAAGGGGCACACAUGCUCGCCUUCGCGUUCCCCUUCGGCUCCGUAAGAUAUCGGGACCUCCUUCACCGUGGUCCUCAAACGAGCCUCGCACUUCGCCAGAUCGACAGUCGAAGAGGACACGAUGCGAAUUUUCUGCGUGCUCUGCGGAUUGUUCCUGGCCGUCGCCAUUGCCGAUUGCAGCCCCAUCGUCAAGAGAGAAACGGAGGAGGGGACGCUGAAGGAGCUCGACCCGGUGAACGAAGUCUACGUCUUCGAGGCUGAAGAUGACGCGGCCGACGGUGAGGAGAAUGGCAGAGAAAAGAGGAAGAUCGGCGUGAAGCUCGGUGUGACGAAUGGCAUCAUCACCUUCGUGUUUGACAAAAUAGAUUCCUUCUUGGACUCGAAAACAAAAGCGCUCACAGUGCUCGACGACUCCAACCGUGCGAAGAACGCCGUUUUCGGGAUCGACUCUCAUCAAUCCGCCACUAAGCAGUUCAUCAACAACCUAAUAUCCCAGCAGAUACGCGCUGCGACGGGUAGCAUCGGCCCGCUCAUCAACAGCGCGACCGUACUGUUCUCAGGAAAGGCAAACGGUCUGUCGAACUCGCUGAUCUCGAAGAUUGCGCCGUUGAGUUCACUCUCCGGAGGUCUCUCCGGAGGUGGCAGCUCUGGAGGUACCACAGGUGACCACGGAGCCGGAGCCGGAGCCGGAGCCGGAGCCGGAGCCGGAGCUGGUACCGCCGGAUCGGCCAUCAUAGGCAACCUCUUGACCGCAGGCAUCAACACCCUGUCAUCUUUGAGCCAAAGCAGCGGCGGUACAAGCGGCGGCACAGGCGGCGCUUCCAGCGGGAGCACCGCUGGUGCCAGUGCCGGUGCUGGGAUCAAUAUCGGAGGUUUCGCCAACCUAGGAGGGAAUGCCAUCGGUACCACCACAGAGGACACGCCCGUGUUCGACAGGACUAGGGUGUCCUUGGAGUUGCCGUCGGCGGCUUUCGGUACCAGUUUCACCCUGGUCACUAACAUCAGCAAGGUCCUCAACAGCGUGAUCAUGAACUCGGCGCGUCGAACGCAGACUCUCCUGGAGAUCUUCAAGCCCUUCUUCCGCGGCUCCUUCGCUAUCAAGGGCUUGCCGUCGGACAACCCGCACUAAAUCCUCACGCACCUGCUAGCCCACGAGAAUUUGCUCAAUAAUCGUCCCUCUUCGUCGAAAGAGGAAGAAAGAGGAGGGAGAGCCUGCGUCCCCGCAGACUCUACGCCAACCAAAAACCGACGACAAUCCAGCUCGUGAAUUCUAUUCCAUAUAGCGAUCGCGUAGGAAGCCCUAGAUUCAAUUUAGAGGAGAUGUGUUUACGUCAUCGCUUCGCGGCGGUAGCUUUGUUGUCACUUAUAGAUUGUUAUUUAUGACGCCAUGUCUCCGGUUUGUUCCUUGUGCCUUGAACGAUUGCUACUCAUUCUCGUUCGUUUCUCCUCUUCUUGCGUGAGACUCGACAGUCGUGAGACGUUUUCAGACUCGCAUGUGUGUG
This is a messenger RNA of Harpegnathos saltator (Jerdon's jumping ant), 2333 nucleotides long. RefSeq names its product spore wall protein 1. Lineage: Eukaryota; Metazoa; Arthropoda; Insecta; Hymenoptera; Formicidae. The record is from RefSeq and is a predicted model, not a curated record. The coding region runs from base 953 to 1960 and encodes 335 amino acids. The transcript has 8 exons.